Molecule: messenger RNA, 647 nt
Organism: Ostrinia furnacalis (Asian corn borer)
Lineage: Eukaryota; Metazoa; Arthropoda; Insecta; Lepidoptera; Crambidae
Exons: 4
Coding region: 60-647 (195 amino acids)
Source: RefSeq, a predicted model, not a curated record
GGAAUCCAUAUCUAAAUUAAACAUGCCUUUGUCCAUAUGCUCACUGUCCAUUUCAAGACAUGCAUCAGGUGAUUCUAGUUCUGUUGUUGGUGUUGGUGACGAUUGAUGUGUGCGAACUGGUUAACGAUUGUCCUAAUUUGAGGACACCGUUGAAUUUGAUGAGGAGGAAGAGGUAUCUGGCUUUUCCUGAUAACAGCGAUGUUGUGUUGACAGCAUCCCUACUGACAGCCUUCCUGACUCACAUACCAGCUGGCUGGAACCUGGCUUUAGAGAUUGACGUGCUCUUCCCGCUACCAGACCUGAACUUUACGGUGGCGCACGCGCACAAGAAGAAACUCCAUCACCGGCAGAAGAAGGAGCUAUGGACGCGGUUUGAAGACGCGUUGUCUUUUCACAAUCUAGACGGGCGUGCGUGUGUGCUUAAAAGCAUAUGUGAAGCCAAGGUCUACCUAGCGCCUCCAGGGAAAUCACUGGUCCAUGACAUAUUAAGAGCCGUAUUCGCAGUCCCAGAAAUGGAUCAAGAAUUCCGUAACGAGGUGGAAGGAUUCUACGAUGAGCUUCUGACCCCCGACUACUGUGAGAAGAUAGGAUCCUGUCCUGUGUCCCUACUGCACUUUAUUUUGGUAUUAAAUGAGAGGAAGCAUUAA